Messenger RNA from Ruditapes philippinarum (Manila clam), 3415 nucleotides. RefSeq names its product DNA-dependent metalloprotease SPRTN-like. The coding region runs from base 127 to 2088 and encodes 653 amino acids. The record is from RefSeq and is a predicted model, not a curated record. NCBI's taxonomy places the organism in Eukaryota, Metazoa, Mollusca, Bivalvia, Venerida, Veneridae. Gene Ontology annotation, molecular function: single-stranded DNA binding; polyubiquitin modification-dependent protein binding; metalloendopeptidase activity. Gene Ontology annotation, cellular component: nucleus. The transcript is spliced from 6 exons. Gene Ontology annotation, biological process: DNA repair.
AGUCGAAAUACAUUACAUGAUAAAAGCGGAUAUAUUCCGACUGGUAAACCGGAACCAGGAAUGGAAAAGAUUGCGGGAAAUUCUAUCAAGUAUCGUCAAAUUUAGUUUUACAUAAUCAGACAGAUAAUGGAUGAUGAUUACGCUUUGGCUCUUCAACUUCAGUCAGAAUUUUUUGAAAGCGGUGACAAUUUUCAUGAAUUUAGUAAUUCUGUCACCAAGAAUGGAAAUGAGCCUCGUUCUCUUGUUGAUCCAUUUUGGGAGGUAACAGACCCCAAUCCUGAUGUUAGGGCACUGUUUCUGCAGUUCAACGAUCGUUUUUUCUGGGGAAGACUUGCGGGUGUUGAAGUUCGAUGGAGUCCAAGAAUGACAUUAUGUGCAGGAUUAUGUUGCUAUGAGGGUCGUGGUGGAUUGUGUUCCGUACGACUUAGUGUCCCAUUGCUGAAACUAAGACCAAGAAAAGAUCUGAUCGAAACACUUCUUCAUGAGAUGAUACAUGCCUAUCUGUUUAUCACAGACAACAACAAGGAUCAUGAUGGGCAUGGACCAGAAUUUCAUAAACAUAUGUAUAGAAUCAACAACGAGGCAGGAACUAAUAUUUCUGUAUAUCACAACUUUCAUGAUGAAGUGGAUUCCUAUAAGCAACACUGGUGGAGGUGUAACGGUCCGUGUCAAAAUCUCAAACCUUACUUUGGUUAUGUUAAACGCUCGAUGAAUCGAGCACCUUCAAAGAAUGAUACUUGGUGGUCUCGGCAUCAGCAAACAUGUGGCGGAACUUACACUAAGGUGAAAGAACCAGAGAAUUAUGGGAAAAAGAAAAAAGAUAAGGAGAAAGAUAAGGAAAAAGAUAAGGAAGAUUCAAAGAAAAAGGACAAAGGAUCUGAAAAAUCGUCAGUGAAAAAUAUGGAUAUCAGGAUAUUUGGAGGUGAAGGUAAAACUUUAGGAAAAGUAACAAAGUCAACAAACACAGUUCCAAAAUCUAAUAGCCCAAUACCCAGUCCAAAUAUUACUAGUGCCAAUAAUAAACCACCAAAUUCUAUAAAUAGACCUAAGCCAACUUCAACAGUUUCCAGAUUUGAUGAUAAUAUAACAAAGGGAUACAAAACAGAACAGCCAGUGAAUGGUCAUGUGACUAUCUUACCUGGAGCAGUAACACCUAGUAAAACAGGUGUUUCUAAAAAUAAACCUGUCAGUCAAGGAGGAGUGGCCAAGUUUAAUGAUAAAAAGAAGAUUAAGAAGAUUGUAAAUAUACCAGAUUUCUCAGACUCUGAUGAUGACGACGAAUUUCUUUGCUCAAUUCCCAUUUCUAAUUUAUCAAAUACCUCCAUUUGUUCAACAGCGGUUGACCGCAAUAAAAGUGCUCAGGAAAGUUCUCAGUGGAAUAAUUCCAGUAUCGGUGAUACAAGCAUGAUCUGUGAUACUUCAAAUUCAAUUACAGAUCAAUUAAAAGAUAAUAAAGUGUUCAAAGAUAAACAGGAAACAGAGACUGGUAGUGACGUUACUAAUUUAGAUGAUAAACAAUUUAGAGGAACAGAUAAUGAAGUGAAUGAUGUCAGAGCUAUGUUAAGAAAGGUAUGGGGACAAAAACAAUUUGGAAACCAAACAAGUAAAAUGAAAGUUAAAGGUACAUUCAAAUCUGUGAUUCCAAAUUUAGACACAUCAAAGGCAUCUGAUUGUAGUUCCAAUAAAGUUGUCACAGGAGCUCAUAAAAGAUUGUCUGGGGAUUCAGGGUUUGGAGAAAAAUCUGCUAAAAGGCACAAAAACAAUAAUAUAUAUACAUCAGGAUCAAAUAAUUCUGACGUAGAUAAGAACAGUCAGAUAGAAAAGACUUCUCCCGUGAAACAAUUAACUUCACCAAUUGAUAAAUUUUUCAAAAAGACCGAGUCAGGGUCUACUACUCAGAAUGAUUCUCAUCAGAGUGCAAGUGUCUGUGAUAAAAUAUCUGUGAUAAGGGGAGAUAAUUCAGGAAAUAACAAUACCACGACAGAGACUACUUCUGACGUGUCUCCAUGUCCAGUUUGUAGUAAAAUGGUGCCAACAACUUCUAUAAAUGAUCAUUUAGAUCUUUGUUUAACUAUGCAAGCAAUCUGAGCCCAGGGGCCCAUAAAAUUUUAUCUAGACUUAUUUCAAGAUUAAUGGUACUAUCCUACACCUGAACUUUUACCUCUGAAGCUGCAUAUCCAAGCUUUUUAAAGUUGUGAGAACUGUUUGGCCAGCUGUCUGAUUGGCAAUAUGUGUUGAAGCAUCUAUUUGAAAAGGUGUUUAAAAUAAAUGUUGUAUUGAGUGAUAGAAAUACAAAAAUUUGAAGAAAAAAACUAUGAAAUAUGAACUUAAAAAUCUCUUGGUUGAAGUUUGAUAAUUAUGGAAAUUGAAGUUAUUCAUUUAAACUGAAACAUUUCCGAAUCUUAUUGUACGUCACGGUCACUGUCAUCUAGUACCCAUGAUUUUUGUGUCAUAUAGGGAUCACUUCUCUGUUGUCUGUCCAUUGGUUUGUCAUAAAACUUGUACAGACUACUCCUCAAAAAGUAAUGGUGCAAUUUCAUUCAGACUUUACAGGAAUGAUCAGUACCAAGUCUAGUUGUGCAUAUCAUUGGCAUUUUCCCGUUCAUUGAUUAUUGUCAGAGUUAUGGCCCUUUCAUUAUUUUUAUUUUUAAAUUUUGUCCGGACUACUCUUAUAUCACUAAUGCAAUUUUGGUGAAACUUCAAGGAUUAAUUGGUAGCUCAGUUACUUGCCGUUUUUACACGGAUUUUCCGGUUAAAUGAUUUUUAGGUUGAGUUAUGGCCCUUGAAUGAAAAGGGUGUUAAUGUUUGUCUGGACUAAUCCUCUUAUACCACUAAUGCAAUUUCAAUGAAACUUUACAGGAUUGAUCAGUAGCUCAAGUUCUUGCGCAUACACAGGUUUUUAGGUUGAAUAAUUUUUGGCUGAGUUAAGGCUAUCAUGAGGCGACACAUAUGAUCACUGAUCGCUCUUGUUUCCAGAAAAGAAAUAAACCUCUUUGUGAACAUAUAUAAUUCUUGUAUUAUCCAUAGUCUGUCUGAAAGCUAUUAUUUACCUCUUUACUAGUAGAUGCCACUUAUUAAGUAGACCUGUCUAGACCAUUUCUAUCUUGGGCAAUGUAUAUUUAAUGGAAUAUAAAUUUUCUAUUGACAUAAUUUUGCUUCUUCUUUUUUCCAAAAUGGCAACAAUAAGAUAUCUGAUAAUAAAAUGAGCCUCUUAAUUACCUAUGUAUUUAUAACUUGGAGAAAAUGCAUUUGGUUUCCUUAUAAUAUUAAUAAUCAGGGCAAAAUUGACGUUGCAUAGAAACAAAGAAGUUUGUGUACACAAAUGUUGUUGUUACUAUAGAAUGUCACACUUGCCCUGAUAAUCAUAAGAGAAACCAGUUGGCAAAUCAUUAAAUUAAAUAACUCAUGGGCUUUG